AAAUAGUCUUAUCAUUGAAGCAACACAACUCGCUCACUGUUGUUUCGCUAGUCUACAUCGCCUCCCCAUUCAGGUGCUAUCGUAGUAAUCGAGCUUUGAGCCACAAAAUUUAACUUUUCGUGGCGCGCAGGUGUCGUACACUUUUGCUUACGAUUCAGUUUCCUUCCACGAUUGCCAACGUGUUCAUUUCGGGGUCGUGUAUGAGGUCUGCAAGUUACCUGGGAGAGUGUCGGAUGAAGCCCAUUGACCUAUUGUCGCGAGUGAAAUUAUUAUGGAAUACUCAAAGUGCUGAAGUUCUGACCCGUAUGAGUUGAUUCCAGGUGUGAAAGUCGCGCGGAAUGAUCUAUGAAGAGUUUGACCCCUCGUUGGACGAGGCGAUCCAACUUGCGACACCUGAGUUCGGAAGUAAUCUUAAACGGAGAUUUACCAACGUGGGGGUGAGUCAAUCAAUGAGAAACUGCAAGAAUGGAUGCACGCCCACUAAACUGGAAGACACAUUCAUACGAGAUGGACAGAACAGAAUCCAACUCAAAAACAUUGAAAUUGCCGAUGCACUUGUCUCCAGAAUGAAUGAAAUUAUCCCUAACUUGAAGGAGAGACAUCUGCGCAUUUCUGCCGAUUGGUAUAACAUAACUUUGAAAGGAACAUAUCAAAUGUUUAAUACUAGUCAAAUGAAAUUACUUCCUGUUAUAUCAACAGGUGAUUUUGUGAUCUCUAUAGAAGAUACAGUCGCUCAUGGUGUAGUCGGAUUUACAACAGCAGGAGAAGCAUUGCAGGCAACGAACUUUGAUAUUGAAUAUGAUGCUGAAAAUGUAUCUGUAGAGGUAGAAUACUUUAACAAUUUGAAAAAUGCCAAAGAACGUAAUUGCAUCAAGGAUCAAGAAAUUGGAAACACAAUUGCCAAACAUAUCCGAAAUGACUUAUAUCUGAAACUUGAAGAAUCCUUGCGCAAGAACUUGAACGAAGUUCUAAUGGAUUACAAUCUGAUGGAAAUUUUUAAUGAUAAUGCUGAGAUCUCAAACAAAUACAGGAACAUGGUAGGUAGCAGCGAACGGGUAACGAAUACCUUCGUAGACAAAGUCCUCGCCGAAGUAAACAAACGUAAUCGGAUAUCCAUCAAUUUGCCAAGCAUAUCUGAAUCAGGAUUUGUAGCCCAAACUGGAAAGCUAGCGCACUUACAAACGCUCUGCAGACGGCGAAACUUUUCAAAAAUUAUUAACAAGCAAAAUGGAUACGUAACGCUUUUUGGAGAAAUUGAAUUGGGCAAAUGCUUGGUGACAUAUGAAUAUUGGAGCUUUUGGAUACUGCAUGGCUUUCUUAAAGCGGAGGCUACGAAUAACCGAAUGAGGCUAAGACUGACAACUACCACAAGUAACUUUUUGCGUGCCGAACUCAUUUUUAACGAUGCCCAUUUGCGAGUGCUCACGUUUGGAAAUUUAGAACUCGACGUCUCCGGGAUGGGAAUAUUCAAUUGGAUCGAAGAGCAAAUUCGAGCGGUGUUAAAUAAUGCAUUUAAGACUGAUGUAACGCGGAAUCUUGGUGAUAAACUUCGAAAGAGUUUCCAACAAUUCGUACAAGGAAGUCCAAAAAAACGUCAAUAAAUAGUUCAAAUAUUGCCAUUUUCUACUUUUUUGAGAAAAAAUUGUUUUUGUUUUUAAUAAAAUAGUUAAUUGUUUA
This is a messenger RNA of Hermetia illucens (black soldier fly), 1677 nucleotides long. RefSeq lists its product as uncharacterized. The transcript has 11 exons. Bases 339 to 1601 code for a protein of 420 amino acids. NCBI's taxonomy places the organism in Eukaryota, Metazoa, Arthropoda, Insecta, Diptera, Stratiomyidae. The record is from RefSeq and is a predicted model, not a curated record.